AGCGCCGCGGCUGCCGGGACGAGCAGAGCAGAGCAGAGCAGAGCAAAGCAGAGGAGAGCAGAACAGAACAGAGCAGGGCAGAGCAGAACAGAGCAGAACAGAACAGAGCAGGGCAGAGCAGAACAGAGCAGAACAGAGCAGAGCAGGGCACAGCAGGGCAGAGCAGAACAGAGCAGAACAGAGCAGGGCAGAGCAGGGCACAGCAGAACAGAGCAGAGCAGGGCACAGCAGAACAGGGCACAGCAGGGCACAGCAGAACAGAGCAGAGCAGGGCACAGCAGAGCAGAGCAGGGCACAGCAGGGCACAGCAGGGCACAGCAGAGCAGGGCAGAGCAGAGCAGCGCAGAGCAGAGCAGCGCCCUCCGCCUCCUGCAGCCGCCAGCAUGGACCUCCGCGCCCUGGCAAUGCUCGCCCUCGCCCUGGCCGUCAUCUCCCUCUCGGAGGAGAAACCCGUCAGCCUGACUUACCGAUGUCCCUGUCGAUUCUACGAGAGCAACGUGGCAAGAGCCAAUAUUAAGCACCUCAAAAUCCUCUCCACACCCAACUGCUCACUUCAGAUUGUUGCAAGGCUCAAGAGCAACAGCAAGCAAGUGUGCAUUGAUCCCAAGUUAAAGUGGAUCCAGGAAUAUCUGGAGAAAGCUUUAAACAAACCACGUCAUCGCACUCAUAAAAAAAAGCAACAGAAGAAACGGGGCCCACGCUGCCCUUCCCGUGCAACACCACUAAAGUCUCCAGGGAGAAAGAAUGGAGGUUCAAGAUGUAAGAGGCAAGCAUUGUAAGCCGUCUACAGGAUUUCUUACUGUAGGACCCAGAGAGCAGAUAACCAGUAUUAGGGAAUGAAUACAUUUCACUGCUAACAUGCAGCACAAAAGCAACGCUUCACGCUUUUCCAAAGGUUUUUUCUUGGUUAUUUUUGGUGGUUUGUUUUUUUGUUUUGUUUUGGUUUUUUUUUUUUUUUUUGUUUUUUAGUUUUUUUUCCCCUUGCACAAAUUGGCUUGCUUUCACAGUGCUAUUUUUAUAUAGUAAGAUGUAACUACUUGAGAAAAAUAUGAUUUUAUACAGGUUGGUUUAUUACCUAGCACUGGGAGCAGAUACCAAUUUAAACUAACCCUGUUAUUAUAUAAUAUUUUAUUUUCUUUGUUGUGUAGAGGUCCUGCUUUAUUUAACUUUCUUUUGGUUCAUGCAAGUCUCCUGGAGUUUUAAACCUAGAAGGACAUGAACUGUACAGUGCAAUGAUGUUGUGUAAGUAGUGGUGGAACUCCUUGCCUCCAGAAGUCAUAGAGGCCAAGAACAUAGGAAGGCUCAAAAGCAUCAGACUGAUGACAGUGGACAACAUUACCCUGAGUGGCAUUUGCAGAUAUUUUGGGUGAGUGAUUAAACUCAGGGCUACAGGGCUAAAGCCCUUCUCUGAAGAUCAGAAACCUUGCUGACAGCUGUGAGCAGCUGGAUCAAUGCACAUCUGGCAUUGCAAGGUGCUAACACUUGGUUUGUAGUAGCUGUGUGUGUUUGGAGCCACAACACAGUUCUGAUGUCACCUGGCAUUUCCUAUGUUCCUGUGUUUCUGAUGAGAAAUUUAGCAAAAAAACCCAAAAAGGAAUGGGCUAUCCAAGCUGUAACCACACAAUCAUGUUGCAAGUUGCUGGAGGAGUCAGAUUCUCUGCCAUGCACCAGGGAUCUCCUGCCACCCAUCCUCAGGAGGUGACUGCAGCUUGCCUGUCUGGCUUUGCACUGAAGGAGGCUGAGAUUCCUUCACCAGCUACUGAACAGUCAUACCUGCCUGAGGGCAGUCACACCCCUGGUUGCUCUGGAGAUACCCAGAAAAGGACAUGUGGCCACAUCUUGGAGAAGAGAGAUGCCUGGGGCGAGAGAGGGGCUGUGCAGUUUGUGGAAGGAGAGGGGUGGAAAUGAAGGGCAACAGCCACAGUUCCCCAGCCAUCCUGGGUUUGCUGGUGAAUAGACAGCCUCUGGAAUUCCCUUUGCAAAGCACAGCCUGGGACAGGCACCACUCCUUGCACCAAUCCCCUCUCCAAGCCAGAACUUUCUUUCUCCUUAUUCCUUCCUGUGUACACAAUAUCUGCCAUAUGGUAUGGAAAGACACCUGCAGCACUGCAAUAAUCAUGUCAUGCUGUGCACUGAGAUCUGGGGGGAAGCACAUUUGUGCAGCACAAUGCUUGUGUUUGUAUGUAUCUGUGUUUGUAUUGUAAACAAAAAAUGUUGUAUGAUUGUCUUUUUUUGAGCUGGUUGAUUCAAAAGAAAUCUUCCCUCUUCCCUGCAGCCUGUGUCAGGAGCACUGAGAGGGGUGUUUCACACUCCUUUUUGUGGUAGGCAUCUUUAGUGCCAAAGAGGCAAUUUGGCUAUCCAGGGACUGCAUUAUUUCCAUGUGGAUUCAGGUUAAAGUCUUGUAUUUUCCUUUCUGCAAAACAGGGCUAUUGCAGAGAGGCCUUCAGCUGGGAGUACCUCACCUCAUUUGCUUCAAAGCAGAAACAAACUGCUGUGCCUAAAAUAUUUGUGUUUAUGAUUUUGACAUUCCUUCUCUUGUUAUCAUUACUAGCCUGGUGCUUUAAGUAUAUUGUGUCUCUGUUUUGAAAGGUCUGGUACCACUGUACUUGAUGAGAAUGGGAGUUUUGAUUUAAUAUUAGUACAGCAGAUGCUCUGCUGGAAGGGGAAAGAAAGAAAUUUUAUGAGAAAACCAGAGUUUCUUCUAUGUUCCCUGGACUAUAUUUGAUAUCCUAGGCUCCAUUUCCUGUCCAACACAUGAACCUGCAUUUGCCAGAGGUGAGCAUGUGAGUGUCCAAGCCAAGAAUGACUGCAGAAAAGGUCACCCAGGGAAGUGCACUCUUCACACAUAGCUCCUAUCAGAGGACAGCUUGAGGUCUGAUUGAUUCCCAUUGCAGUGAAAGCAGAAUUAAACAAUCCCCUGAUUUAGAUUCAGCAGCAUGCCUUGCUCAUGAUGACAGGGCCAUGACCCAUUUGUUUCCUUGGCACUGUGGUGAGAAGGUGGGUAGGUACAGCUCUGCUGCAGUCCUCAUUAGCAGGGAGUGCAUGUGGGGUCAGCAGCAGCAGGGCAGGUCCCUGGGAACAUGCCAGCCCCACAUUACAGCCUGGGCAGGCACAGCUUUGACAGCAGCACUGGGAUGGGCAGUGCUGAUCACCCUGGCCAAGCCCAGGCACCAGCUCUGGACAGUAUAGCAGGGAGUGGAGGCACUGCAGGGAAGGAAAGGGGGCUCCUGUCAGCUUCUCCUCUGGGGGCUGCAGGGGCAGGCUGUGCUAAAGCAAGAGCAUUUGUUCCUGGGAGAGAUGCACGAGCAGCAGCAGGAGGAACAUGCAUCCAUCCAAGGCAGGGACCAUUUACAGCCUGGUGUUGGUCUGGCUGCACUGCAACCCACACAGAGACCUCUGUGCUGGUGAUGCUUCACUUCUCCUGUGUCUGAGACCCAUCAGGGCUUGGGCUGCUCUCAGGGGCCAGCACUGUGACCCUCCCUCUCCUGGGGAGGGUUGAGCACAGCCUGGAUGCAGAGGUGACACAGACCUGGCCAGAGACUUAAGGGAGAACCUUUUAAAAGCUUUCUCUUGCUUUGGACCAAAAUUCAGCCCUGAGUGGGAAGCUUUGCUGUUAGCCUGACGUUAUUUGGAUGAUGCACUGGGAGAGCAGCCAUGCCCUCUGCAGCAGAGGGACCCAUCACUGGGCUGCCCCACUGCACCACAGGUUUGUGCUGCUCAUGCCACCACCAGAGCAGGCUGAGAAGCAGCACUGGCAGCAUCUCACCUGGGGACAGCACUUGGUUUUCCCUCCUGCCUUCAACUGUUGACCAAAGACAGAGUCAGGGAAAAGGAAGAGUGAGAUGGGAGUGGGGUAGGGACCACAUGUGAAGAGGAGGGAAAAGAGAGAACACUGAACCAUGCUGAAAAAGCAGCUUCCAUGAAUGUGAAAUCAUCAUGUGGGUAUUUUCAACGUGCAGCUGUCAAAUCCCAGUUUUAAGAGUAGAUGGUAUUUAUUGCUGUGUCCAUUUUUUAUUUAUAUUAGCUUUAUUCUUGUAUGUAUUAAUAUCUUAUCUGAAUUCUGCCUGAGGAAGAAUGAAAUGAAGGGUGACUUUGAUGUGUUCUUGAUUAAGGUGUUUGAGCAAAGGUGACUGUUUAUUUUGCAAUGAAAGCUUUUUCCAAGUUAAAUAUACACAUUUUGUUGAAAAUGCAGCUCCUAUAGAAGUUUUUGUUGCCAUUUUCCUUUUAUUAGCCUCUAGAAGGUCCUUUUCUCUGGCAACUUGUUUUAAGUGAUGUGAUUUAUAGCAGUCAAGGUUUUUUGUGAACUCACCAUCUAAAAUUUGAUUAUUUUUUCUUUAUCAACAUCCCACCAAGAUAAUCCUUGUCUGAAAACAUGAAACUUUGGUUGCCACAGAGAAGAAAAUAUGUAUCAUGAUAAAAGGGCUGCAUGAACCUCCCAUCUUCCAUUCCUUAAGAACUCUGUGUUGUCAGAAUGUGGUAAAUACUGUACUUUAUAUUUUUAUUAAGUAAAAGAAGUAUCUUCCCAAAUAAUGUGAAAAGGGUUUUGUAUCUGUGUUCCUGUAAGGCAGCUUUAAUGGAGGAGUUAUAUUAUGCUUUUGAAAUUACUCCUUUCAUAGGAAAUUUUGAAAAUAAACACUUUUAUAUUGUUGUAAUUUCUCACAUAAAUGUGUAUGCACUUAAAAUUUUCUUAAUAAAAAUGUAUAUCUGGAUAAAGUU
This is a messenger RNA of Oenanthe melanoleuca, 4716 nucleotides long. It is a transcript of the gene CXCL12, whose product is annotated as C-X-C motif chemokine ligand 12. Bases 384 to 779 code for a protein of 131 amino acids. Gene Ontology annotation, biological process: positive regulation of cell migration; chemokine-mediated signaling pathway; cell chemotaxis. The record is from RefSeq and is a predicted model, not a curated record. The transcript is spliced from 5 exons. Gene Ontology annotation, molecular function: chemokine activity; CXCR chemokine receptor binding. NCBI's taxonomy places the organism in Eukaryota, Metazoa, Chordata, Aves, Passeriformes, Muscicapidae. Gene Ontology annotation, cellular component: external side of plasma membrane; extracellular region.